Messenger RNA from Solea solea (common sole), 1046 nucleotides. RefSeq lists its product as uncharacterized. Lineage: Eukaryota; Metazoa; Chordata; Actinopteri; Pleuronectiformes; Soleidae. The transcript is spliced from 3 exons. The record is from RefSeq and is a predicted model, not a curated record. The annotation marks the transcript as partial.
CUAUCAUCUGCGUUUGACACAGUUAACCACCAGAUCCUUACUUCCUCCCUUCAAGAACUAGGUGUCUUAGGCUCUGCACUUACCCUACUCUCAUCCUAUCUUCAAAACCAAACAUACAGAGUAGCAGAACGGAUCUCCGCUUGUCUGACCGACAUCUCAGUGAUGUCUGACCAUCAUCUGAAACUCAAUCUCGACAAGACCGAGUUUCUUUUUCUCCCAGGAAAGGGCUCUCCCACCACAGAUCUGACCAUCACCCUCCACAACUCUGUGGUAGCUCCUUCUCAUACCGCAAGGAACCUGGGUGUGACACUUGAUGACCAUCUCUCCCCCCCUGCCAACAUUGCUGCAACAGCUCGAUCUUGCAGAUACAUGUUGCACAACAUCAGAAGGAUACGGCCUCUCCUAACCCAGAAGGCGGCCCAGGUUCUGGUCCAGGCUCUUGUUAUCUCACGCUUGGAUUACUGCAACGCCCUCCUGGCUGGUCUCCCUGCCUGUGCCAUACGACCUCUGCAGCUCAUCCAGAAUGCAGCAGCUCGACUGGUCUUCAACUUACCAAAGUUCUCCCACACUACACCGCUCCUCCGCUCCCUUCACUGGCUUCCUGUAGCUGCUCGCAUCCGCUUCAAGACUCUAGUGCUUGCAUUCCAUGCUACAAACGGAUCCAGUCCAGCCUACAUCCAAGACAUGAUCAAAACCUACACCCCAGCCCGCCCACUGCGCUCUGCAUUGGCAAACCGACUUGCUGCCCCCUCACUGAGAGGAUCGCAGAGGCAUUCACAGAACUCGAGACUGUUCACUGUCCUAGCUCCCAAAUGGUGGAACAAGCUCCCCAUCGACAUCCGGACAGUGGAAAGCCUCCACAUCUUCCACCGCCGACUAAAAACACAUUUCUUCCUUGACUAAGACGACGACAAAAAAAAACAAAAAAAAAAGAAAACACUUGCUUAUACAUCGCACUUUUAACUAGCACUUUAUAGUUUGGCUUAAAUGUCAGUUUAUUUGGGAACAUUGUUAAAUGUAUUUGGUGUUCAGUUAUAUAAAAAGAA